Vicugna pacos (alpaca) is the source of this 3587-nucleotide messenger RNA. The record is from RefSeq and is a predicted model, not a curated record. Lineage: Eukaryota; Metazoa; Chordata; Mammalia; Artiodactyla; Camelidae.
UCUUGAGCACAGGGGAUCAGGCUGCAAAAGGAAACUAUGGACUCCUUGAUCUCAUACAGGCUUUAAGAUGGACUAGUGAGAAUAUUGGAUUCUUUGGUGGUGAUCCCUUAAGAAUCACUGUUUUUGGAUCUGGCGCUGGGGGUUCAUGUGUCAAUCUGCUGACUUUAUCCCAUUAUUCUGAAGGUAACCGUUGGAGCAAUUCAACCAAAGGUCUUUUUCAACGAGCAAUAGCUCAAAGUGGAACAGCCCUUUCCAGCUGGGCUGUUAGUUUCCAACCUGCAAAAUACGCUAGAAUGUUGGCCACAAAAGUUGGUUGCAAUGUUUCAGAUACAGUAGAGUUAGUGGAAUGCCUACAGAAGAAGCCUUACAAAGAACUUGUUGACCAAGAUAUUCAACCAGCACGAUACCACAUAGCCUUCGGACCCGUGAUUGAUGGUGAUGUAAUUCCAGAUGACCCUCAGAUAUUGAUGGAGCAAGGAGAGUUUCUCAACUAUGAUAUAAUGUUAGGAGUUAACCAAGGGGAAGGGUUAAAAUUUGUCGAAAAUAUAGUAGAUAGCGAUGAUGGUAUAUCAGCUAGUGAUUUUGACUUUGCUGUUUCCAAUUUCGUUGAUAAUUUAUAUGGAUAUCCUGAAGGCAAAGACGUUUUGAGAGAAACCAUUAAAUUCAUGUAUACUGACUGGGCUGACCGUCAUAACCCUGAAACCAGAAGGAAGACAUUAUUGGCUUUAUUUACGGACCAUCAGUGGGUGGCACCAGCUGUAGCUACAGCAGAUCUUCACUCAAACUUUGGUUCACCUACAUACUUCUAUGCCUUUUACCAUCAUUGCCAAACAGAUCAGGUUCCAGCUUGGGCUGAUGCAGCUCAUGGAGAUGAGGUUCCCUACGUACUAGGAAUUCCCAUGAUUGGACCUACAGAGUUAUUUCCUUGCAAUUUCUCCAAAAAUGAUGUGAUGCUGAGUGCAGUCGUAAUGACAUACUGGACAAAUUUUGCUAAAACUGGUGACCCAAAUCAGCCAGUCCCUCAAGACACAAAAUUCAUCCAUACCAAACCCAACCGCUUUGAAGAAGUAGCAUGGACCAGAUAUUCCCAGAAAGACCAACUCUAUCUCCAUAUUGGAUUAAAACCGAGAGUUAAAGAACAUUACAGAGCCAAUAAGGUGAACCUCUGGUUGGAGCUGGUACCUCAUCUGCAUAAUCUCAAUGACAUUUCUCAGUAUACCUCGACAACAACUAAAGUGCCAUCAACUGACAUCACUUUCAGACCCACAAGAAAAAAUUCUGUACCCGUCACAUCAGCCUUUCCCACUGCCAAGCAGGAUGAUCCCAAACAACAACCAAGUCCAUUUUCAGUGGAUCAAAGGGACUACUCCACAGAGCUGAGCGUCACGAUUGCGGUUGGAGCAUCACUGCUGUUUCUGAACAUCUUGGCCUUUGCAGCCCUAUACUACAAAAAGGAUAAGAGGAGACAUGAUGUUCACAGGAGAUGCAGCCCUCAGCGCACGACUACCAAUGAUCUGACCCAUGCACAAGAAGAGGAGAUCAUGUCCCUCCAAAUGAAGCACACUGAUUUGGAUCAUGAAUGUGAGUCUAUCCAUCCACAUGAGGUGGUUCUUCGGACCGCCUGCCCCCCAGAUUACACACUAGCUAUGAGGAGGUCACCUGAUGAUGUUCCUUUAAUGACACCUAACACCAUUACAAUGAUUCCCAACACUAUACCAGGGAUUCAGCCCUUACACACAUUCAAUACAUUUACUGGAGGACAGAACAAUACUCUGCCCCACCCCCACCCUCACCCCCAUUCACAUUCAACAACCAGGGUAUAGCCAGAUAAGAGAAACAAACUCUAUUUUUUGAUGGACUGCAGUAAAAGAGUACUGAAGAUUCCUUGGCUUUCAACCUACAAGACUCUUACUAUUUAAAUAAGGAGGAAUAUUAUGUGAAUAUACAUAUCAAGAACUUCGGGGGUUUUGAAAAAAUUGAAUUGUACAUAUAUACACAAAUCAACUUUAAAAACGAAUUUCAAUUGCUCGAAGCAAUUGUUCUGAAUGAUACUUUUUCAUUCACAUUCAAGAAUUAAUUUUUUGAAGAUUUAUGUUACAUAAUGGAAUUAGGCAUGUGGAACAUCAAACAGGAAAGAACUAUGUCUGAAAUAUAAAAAAUAAAAAUAAAAAAACAACCAUGAAUAUGCACAAGGGACACACCAAUGGAAUGUCAGAUAAUUUUCACCAGGUUUUAUUUGGAGCAGUUUUAUUGUGUAGACCAUAUUUACAUAUUUGGAUAAGUACACAAAGCACCAAUGCUGUUAAUGGCCUUAGCAGAGGCUCAUGCUGAAAUUUGCCAGUAAAACAAAGAAGUUUAAAGACUGGCAGGUACAACAUUAUCACAUAAGUGCUGUCAGUAUAAAGUUGUGGGGAUAAAGGAAACUGGAUAUUUUUAGCACGAUGUGCAUGAUAAUUUAUAUGCUUGGUGGCUGUGCUGCUGAUUAAGCCGUAAUUAAAAUCCUUCUCAUCUCAUUGGAGUUUUUAGUAGACGCUUCCUCCAUCAAUUGGCAGAACCUAAAGAAGAUUUUAAGGGGCAAAAGUAAUUACAAUAAAAUAAUUCACAGUAGUAUUGAUAAUAGAAGGAGUUAGUUAUUAAAGGUAUUUGAAGAAACUAUAGGUAUAGUGGUGAAUACUCGCUGAUGUGAAUCCCAGAAAAAAAUUUCCCGUGUUUUUAAUGUUCUUUUCAUUCCCAUCUAAAUAAUUUAGAGAAAUAGAACCCUAAUUGGAAAUGUGUUACGGGAUCUAUAAUUUGCUGUGCUUUUUGUUACUCUGUGUUUUGUUACUUUUGGUAAGGUGAAGUGUGUCCAAAGAAAUUACUUGCAAGUCUUUAUUAUGAUAUGAGGAUGCCCCAAAUUACCACUCUGAUUACAGUUCUCAGUUAAUUGAUUUACUCAUGUUGCAUGACAAAAUGUUUACUACUAAGAAUUCAGUAUAAAGUUAUGUCCCUCCUCACAUCAUUUAUCUUUCUUACUGAGGUUCAUUCAUUCACUGGAAUUUACUCACACAAUCUCAGUAGAGUGCAACCUAGAUACAGACCUAAAAGGGGAGUCAACAUCUGGAGGAUUUUAGUCUUACACGUACGUGUGAUUUUAAGUGAAUAUUCUAAGACCACAGGAAACUCUUCAUUCCCUUGUUGUUUACCAGUAACAGUAUAUCACAGACCUUUCCAAAUGUUUGUAUAUGUAAUCAGAUGUACAUUUAUAUUAAAAAAAUUGAGAUGGACUUAAAGAGCACAUCCUGAUAAAUACUUUCUCUCUUACCUGUACUAUAUUUCUAUUAGACUAAAGUUAUGUGAUUUUUUUUUACAUUUUUUCAGAUGACUAGCAAUUUUGAUAGUUUGUAAGAUAAUGCAAAGAACUUUCUCUGACAAACUAACUGCAGUAACAGAAACCUUUCUUUUCAGUUACUCUUUUUCAAGAAUGAAAGCUUAUUAUAUGAAAAAAAAAAUUGUAUACUACUUGAUGGAAACAACUUUGUACAUCUUGGCCAUGUCACUGGUCAUUGCGUGAAAUAAAGAUAAUAAUGACUAUUAGUCCAAUGCUAAGA